Molecule: messenger RNA, 593 nt
Organism: Spizellomyces punctatus DAOM BR117
Lineage: Eukaryota; Fungi; Chytridiomycota; Chytridiomycetes; Spizellomycetales; Spizellomycetaceae
Exons: 2
Coding region: 44-532 (162 amino acids)
Biological process (GO): mitochondrial translation
Cellular component (GO): mitochondrial large ribosomal subunit; ribosome
Molecular function (GO): structural constituent of ribosome
Source: RefSeq, a predicted model, not a curated record
UUUAGCACUCGAUCCGUCCUUUGUUUGACCGAAAUCCCUCAACAUGCCUUCACGCCUACUACCGGGGCAAAAGCUCUUUUUUCCCAACGUUGUUUUCCGACUCCUCCGCUCCAACCUCCCACCCCACCAAUGCGUUUUCCGCUGCCCACCCCAGCUAAACAAAAUAGAUAUAACAUCAUACCUGCAAAACCUGUAUAAUAUUACAGUUACCGACGUUCGAACAAUGAACUACUUGGGCCGGACGUACAAAACUCGUUACGGGGGCCGGGAAACAACAGCAAACUAUAAAAAGGUUAUAGUUUCCAUGGAAGAGGAUUUCAAUUUCCCACCACCUCCACCAACAAAGCUUGGCGCUUCUGUGGAGGGUGAUGCGGCAAUCAAGUUGCCACCACGAGGCUCAUUUGGAAGGAACUCUGCAAACAAGUAUCGACACAAGAUCGAGGAGGGCCGACCAAAGGGCGUCGGAGGCCAUGUGAGAAAGGCGAUGGAGGUUGCAAAGGCGGCAAAGGAGGCGACGAAGGAGGUAGCAUAGGUACAGGCUGGCAUUUAGACGCAUUGUUUACAGUAACAUUGUUUAUUUCGCAAACUCUACA